AUGUCUCUCUCUGUUGACCAAAAGGUCCGUCUCCUCGCCCGCCAGGUCCAGCGCUUCCACGAAUACAGCGCUGGGACAGGCCUGCCCAACAGCAAGAUCAUCAAGGCACCUGACGUCGAGCUCGCUGCUGACCUUGAGCCGGCCUUUGGCUUAUAUAUGGGCUACAAGCUGCUCUACAAUGGCAAGGUGGGCGCUUCAGACUUGCCCAAGUUGAACUACGAGGAGCCGCCUAAGGAGAACUGGGAUGGGUUGUACGGGCCUCCGGCCCCCCAGCAAACCGAACUAGAGCGGGAGGCGAUGUGGGAUGCGACUGGGAAUCAGACAUGGCCUCGCGUGAACGAAAAGCCAAAACCACAAGUUACAGGUUUCGAAAGCAGAGACCAAUAUACUCGGGAUAACCAACCUUCCUCAGAUCUGGUUGAUCUGUCUGAAGAUGGCGAUCUCAUCUCGCUGGCCACCGACAUCGUGCCCAUCAACAAAGCUCUUUGCGACUUUGAGCCACUAUGCUUCCUAUAA
Fusarium tjaetaba is the source of this 516-nucleotide messenger RNA. RefSeq lists its product as uncharacterized. Lineage: Eukaryota; Fungi; Ascomycota; Sordariomycetes; Hypocreales; Nectriaceae. The transcript has 2 exons. The record is from RefSeq and is a predicted model, not a curated record. Bases 1 to 516 code for a protein of 171 amino acids.